AUGCCUGAAGGCAGAGAAUCACCAUCCCCCCAGCGCCAGACCGGCGCCCAGCUACACGACCCCCCCGGCCACGGCGUACACUCGGAAAACAAAACCUCGGAGCAGGUAGAGGAGGCUUCCAAAUCGGAGUUGGAGAACCUGUCCUCUAAUCCCCGCGGGCCACUCGAAGACGCGGUCGAGCGCAAGUUCUCCAAAGGCCCGGGGAACAAGACGAGUUGA
Molecule: messenger RNA, 219 nt
Organism: Cordyceps fumosorosea ARSEF 2679
Lineage: Eukaryota; Fungi; Ascomycota; Sordariomycetes; Hypocreales; Cordycipitaceae
Exons: 2
Coding region: 1-219 (72 amino acids)
Source: RefSeq, a predicted model, not a curated record